CGCAUCCAGCGCAAAUUCAAACAGCUCCACGACAGUCAGCGAGAAUGGGCUACAGGGGUGUUGCUCUGUGCCUAUGGUACCUCCAUCAUACUGUUCAUAAAUGUGGUCUUGACGAUUAUUGCUGCCAGCAUGUCAUAUUCCAAGCAUACAGGUCAGAACUAUAAUUACUCGGGCCUGUAUCAAGGGAAUUGUUCCACUUCGAAGAACUUGACCCGUGGUUUACAUGCGUUGAUAAAUGUGCUUAGCACGCUCAUGCUGGCGGCGAGCAACUACUGCAUGCAAUGCUUAAGUGCCCCAUCUCGUCAGAGCAUCGAUGAAGCGCAUGCUCAGCGGAAGUGGUUGGAUAUCGGAGUCCCCAGUUUGAAGAAUCUCCGAUCAAUUGGCCGAAAAAGUCAAAUAUUGUGGGCAUUACUAUGCAUUACUUCUGUGCCAAUCCAUUUAAUAUACAACUCCACUGUGUUUUCUACACUUGCUACCCGUGAAUAUGGUAUUUACGUUGCGUCUUCUGAUUUCGAUCCAAAUGAUCCGCCAAAAGAGAAUUUGGCUUAUCCAAAUUGUUUCGAUGAACACGCAGCUGAGAAUAUGUCGGAUUUUUACACAAAUAUACGGACAUUCGACAAACUUCCUAUCUCCAAGUGUCAAGAUGCCUAUGCGGUUGACUUUAAUACAAACCGGGGAACCGUGAUCCUUGUGACCAACAACCCGAGAGCGGGCAACACAUCACUACUCUACACAGGAACGGGGAAUUGGCCAGACCGGGUUGGUAAUCCCAAAAAUUUGGGCUAUAGUUGGAUGUGUAAUGGUAGUGAUUGCUCCAGGAAAAUGCUGGAAGAGGACACAAAGUCCGCCCAUGGGAAAUGGCCUAUAUCCGCAGAAGUACGCCCGAUGCCAGUGAUUUCAGCAACCGUCUUUUCCGAGACAACAUAUACCCUCAAUAGCACGACCCUCAAGGAUGUUCCAGACAUUCAAGUGUCCAGUGACGAACUCGGCGAUAUCAGACGACUCAAGCGUCGUAUGUGGGAACAACCUCCGUAUGAAGAGCUACAUCGGUUUCUUCAUGAUCCCAGAGGUUGGAAAAACAGCUCCUGGGCUGAGGCCAUCAAAAUACAUGAAUUAGAUAAUCCCUGCCCCUCUUACAGUUUCACCCCAAGCUGGCCAAUGCAGCUAGACUACUCGCCAACAAGUCGGGUCGUCGAAACCACUGUCCGCCACUGUUUGAGUGAAAAGGUGAACGAGAAAUGUCAACUUCUAUUUAGCCUACCUCUCUGCCUCGCAGUCAUACUAUGCAAUAGCAUCAAAGUUUUGGCGAUAUUCUUGACAGCCCACGGUAGUAGGAGGGAAGUACUCCUUACCGUUGGAGAUGCUAUGUCAUCAUUUCUCUCUAAUCCUGAUAAAACCACUGAAGGAAAUUGUUUGUUGUCGAAAUCGAGCAUUAAAGCUUCAGAGUCAUGGAAGCCGUCAUCUGUUAAUGCUCACAUUCUACAAAAAGGACGCCAAGUCACCCUUUCCAAGAGGCAGAGAUGGGUAUACUCCGUGAGCCGCAGAGAUUGGAUACUAACCAUCGCUGUAAUUACACUUGUUUUCUUGCUUUCUGGUUACCUUCUUUCUUCGGCUAUUAUUGGUUUAAGUGAUUCCAACAAGGAUUCCCUUCGGGGAAUUUGGAACCUAGGUUUCGGUACUGUCUCGCCGUCUGCCAUAAUGAGAACCGACGGCCACAGAAGCUACUAUCGAUUUCUACCGACAGUUUUGCGCGCAAACGCCCCUCAGAUAAUCGUCUCACUGGCCUAUUUCCUCUACAACCAUAAACUAACGUCUAUGCUUCUUGCUGCCGAGUAUGACGGCUAUGGCACGGACCGAAAGCCAUUACGCGUCUCCUGGCCCAAAGGACCACAACGUUCGACCUACUACCUCAGUCUUCCUUACAGAUACAGCAUAUGUCUCUUGAGUGCCUCUGCAGCACUGCAUUGGCUGAUUUCUCAGAGUUUGUUUUUUGUGGCGAUUAUCCCGUAUUCCCCAGAUGGGAAGCCCACACCGGACUCUGAAAGGGUGACAUGUGGAUUUUCUCCGCUUGCGAUUAUCUUCGCUAUGUCUCUGGGCGUUCUGAUGGUUGGUGCAAUCCUGGCCCUGGGAAUGAGACGUUUCAAGUCCAACAUCCCUCUUGCCGGCAGCUGCAGCGCCGCAAUCAGCGCUGCAUGCCAUCCCCUGUCCGAUGACGAGCAUGCACUCAAACCCAUCAUGUGGGGAGAGGUCCAAAUACCACGAGCCGAGCCUACGAGCCAUUUUCCCGGCACAAAUGAGGAGACAGACUUUUCGGAUUCUGAACUAGACGCAAGAGGUCGUGCGGUUCGCAGAGACCAGUCGAGCCAAGAAAGCGGCGUAGGCCUGUUAGCCAGGGAUGAUGUGUCUGAUGACAGUGGGGAAUCCUACGGACACUGCAGUUUUACUUCCCACGAGGUCAUCACUCCCAGUCCGUUGCGUCGGUAUGCAUGA
Aspergillus candidus is the source of this 2490-nucleotide messenger RNA. RefSeq lists its product as uncharacterized. Lineage: Eukaryota; Fungi; Ascomycota; Eurotiomycetes; Eurotiales; Aspergillaceae. The record is from RefSeq and is a predicted model, not a curated record. The transcript is spliced from 4 exons. The annotation marks the transcript as partial.